AUGACAACUUUGAAAGGCGACAAUCCGGAUUCAAAAUUCUCAGUUAGACUUCUAAUGGAUGAAACAACAGAACACUCCUCUGUUUCAUUUUCAUAUUCAAAUUGGAUCUCCAAUGUCAAGAAAUCAACACUCGAAGCUUACAAAUCAAAACCUUUUUCACAUUGGAUUCUCUUGAUCCUCAGUGGCUCAUCAAUGCUCACAGCUUUCCCAGCUUCAAGCCUACUCUCUCGUCUUUACUUCUCCAACGGUGGCAAAAGCAAAUGGAUCAUCUCUUGGGUUGCUGUAGCUGGAUGGCCAAUCACUGUUCUCAUCUUACUUCCUACAUACAUCUUUCGAAAGAUCAAACCAACACCUCUCAACACAAAGCUCGUUCUUGCUUACAUCGUUCUUGGUUUCUUGAGUGCUGCAGAUAACCUUAUGUACGCUUACGCCUACGCUUACCUCCCUGCAUCGACUUCUUCUCUUCUUGCAUCGUCUUCCCUUGCGUUCUCUGCUUUGUUCGGCUAUCUCAUUGUGAAAAACCCCAUGAACGCUUCGGUUAUCAACUCCAUUGUGAUCAUCACCGGUGCUAUGGCUAUAAUAGCGCUUGACUCGAGCUCUGAUCGUUACGAUUACGUAAGCAACCGUCAGUACUUUGCAGGUUUCUUCUGGGACAUAAUGGGAUCUGCGCUUCACGGUCUCAUUUUCGCGUUAUCAGAGCUUGUCUUUGUCAAACUCCUCGGAAGAAGGUCCUUCCAUGUUGCUUUGGAGCAGCAAGUGAUGGUUUCUUUAGUAGCUUUUGCGUUUACCACUCUUGGGAUGGUUGUGAGUAAAGAUUUCUCAGGGAUGGCUCAAGAAGCUAAGAGUUUCAAAGGCGGUGAGUCUCUGUACGUUCAGGUUCUUGUUUGGAGCGCUGUCACGUUUCAGUUGGGCGUUCUUGGAGCGACUGCGGUCUUGUUUCUUGCGUCCACGGUCAUGGCAGGAGUUCUUAACGCAGUGAGAGUGCCUAUCACGAGCGUAGCUGCUGUGAUAUUGUUGCAUGAUCCGAUGAGUGGUUUCAAGAUUUUGUCUUUGAUCUUGACGUUUUGGGGAUUCAGUUCUUACAUCUAUGGGAGCUCGAGCUCGUACACAAGUACUCAAGCUUCCUCUUCUUCCUAG
This is a messenger RNA of Microthlaspi erraticum, 1137 nucleotides long. The record is from the annotation of a GenBank genome assembly. NCBI's taxonomy places the organism in Eukaryota, Viridiplantae, Streptophyta, Magnoliopsida, Brassicales, Brassicaceae.